CUUUACUAAUUUUUCAAAGUAUAUGAAGAUGAUACAUCAAUUUACUAUUUAUUCAACAAACAUUUUUUUUUCCUCUAUAUAUUCUCUCAUUUGCCUCCAUUUUCUUCUCUUCAAACCAAAGAUUCCAUUCUAUAAUUUCUCUAUAAUCCAUUUUCAUUUUUCAAAUGGGUGAGAAAAAAGAAGAAACUAAAGCAGAGGUAGCAGAGAAGAAGAAUGACGCCGGAGAAAAAAAGUCCGGCGCCGGUGACGCCGCCGGGAAAAAGGAUGCCGGUCCCACCGCCAUAGUUUUAAAUCUCGAUUUGCAUUGUGAAGGCUGUGCCAAAAAAGUCAAACGUUUCAUUCGCCAUUUCGAAGGUGUGGAGGAUGUGAAGACAGAUUGUGACGGUGGAAAAUUGACGGUGAAAGGGAACGUGGACCCGGCAUGGCUCCGGGAGAAAGUAGCGAUGAAGACGAAGAAGACGGUGGUGCUCGUCUCACCUCAGCCCAAAAAGGACGCCGGCGCCGGCGCCGGAGAUAAAAAGCCCGAUGAGAAAAAGGCAGAAGAGAAAAAACCCGAAGAUAAGAAGCCCAAAGAGCCACAAGUAAGUACAGUGGUGUUGAAGAUUCGAUUGCAUUGUGAUGGAUGUGCACACAAAAUAAAGAGAAUUAUAAAGAAAAUUGAUGGGGUAGAAGAAGUCAAAGUAGAUUCGGAAAAAGAUUUGGUCACGGUAAAGGGUACAAUGGACUUAAAGGAAUUAAUUCCCUAUUUGAAAGAUAAAUUGAAAAGAAAUGUAGAAAUUGUCCCACCUAAGAAAGAUGAUGGAGGUGGCGAAAAGAAAGAAGGUGGUGGCGGUGGUGGUGGCGGAGAGAAGAAAGAGAAAGAAGGGGGCGGUGAUAAGAAAGUCGAGAGUAAUGAGAAAAAAGAGGGUGAACCAAAACCCGAAGGAAGUAAAGGUGUGGAGACAAAGUCUGAAGCGAACAAAUUAGAGUAUUAUGGUUACAAUGCACAAACACAUUACGCCACGCCUAUGUACAACCAAAGUUACAUGAAUCAAGACUAUGGUGUAACAAUGUACGAUCCCGGUUACAACGCUCAUACGGGCUAUGCCAUGGAGUAUGGCUACCACCAACCGUCAUAUGUACCACCUCCUCCACCAACGACAUACUUGAACAACGCACAAAUGUUCAGUGAUGAGAAUCCUAAUGGUUGUUCUGUCAUGUGAUUCACAUGACAGAUCAUCCGAUCAUCAAUCAAUCAUCUCGUUGAGGGAGAGAGUUCAAGUGAAAUUGUAAAUACAUCAAAUCAAUAGUCUCAUCAAGGAAAUGUCUCAAUAUCUAAAGAUAACACAAUGAAUUGUAAUUUACAAGUUCUAGUG
Molecule: messenger RNA, 1355 nt
Organism: Solanum stenotomum
Lineage: Eukaryota; Viridiplantae; Streptophyta; Magnoliopsida; Solanales; Solanaceae
Product: heavy metal-associated isoprenylated plant protein 3-like
Exons: 6
Coding region: 165-1202 (345 amino acids)
Molecular function (GO): metal ion binding
Source: RefSeq, a predicted model, not a curated record